AAGAGUGGUUGUGGUGAGUUGUCAUAGGAAAUGCAUUAAGAAGUAAGUUUUGAAUAAAACUAUGAAAAUUUGGAGUUGGGUUUAAGAAGUUCUGGCUAUUUUGGAAGUGAUGCUUUAUUCGAGUUCUUCAGAGGAUUGACCCACUCUACAUUAAUUAAUGGCUGUCUGCAAUUUUAAUGGUUUUCUUCUUCUGUAGCUGAGAUUGGUUGUUUUUAAAGCUGACCCCACUUGGGAAUUUGUAAUGACUGUAAAGUUAAAAUUUUUCUAAAACGGUGAUCUUCAGCUGUUAUUUUCCUCGGCGUGUUCUGUUGAGACCAGAGAACGAGGGAGGUUGGUGGCAUGGAUGGAUGAUUCUUGAGCUUUCAAGUUUCAACUUCAUGGGUUUUCUGCUCUUCUUCUAAGGUCUCUGAAUUUUUCUUCUUGUGGAUUAUCAGUUGGUUUAUUUGAAUUGGAGCUUACAAAAGAUUGGUUUGGGAGAAGGAAGGAUGAUUGAAAGGGCAGAUAGUGAAUCAGGUGCCAAAUUUAUGGCUUCUGUGGCUUCUGUGGCUUCGACAUCACUUGAAGACGAAGCUACUGAUAGAGGUAACAUGUGGGAUUUGGAGCAAAAGCUUGAUCAGCCCAUGGACGAGGAGGCUGGAAGGAUCAAGGAUAUGUACAGAGAAAAGAAAUUUUCGGCAAUGUUAAUUUUGAGACUUGCAUUCCAGAGUCUUGGUGUUGUCUAUGGAGACCUGGGCACAUCUCCCCUAUAUGUUUUCUACAAUACAUUUCCUCGUGCAAUCGAAGAUCCAGAGGACGUCAUUGGAGCUCUCUCGUUGAUUAUAUACUCACUUACUCUUGUUCCACUCCUCAAGUAUGUCUUUCUGGUGUUGAGGGCAAAUGAUAAUGGUCAAGGUGGAACAUUUGCUCUUUAUUCAUUACUCUGCCGACAUGCAAAGGUGAAAACUAUACCGAACCAGCACAGGAAAGAUGAAGAGCUAACAACAUACAGUCGACAUGUAUUCCAUGAGAAAUCAUUUGCUGCAAAAACUAAGAGAUGGUUAGAGGGACAUGAAUACAAGAAGAAUGCACUUCUUAUUCUUGUCCUUGCUGGCACUUGCAUGGUGAUUGGGGACGGGAUUCUAACCCCAGCCAUAUCAGUUCUUUCAGCUGCUGGGGGAAUAAAGGUAGACCACCCUAAUAUGAGUAAUGAUGUAGUUAUCAUUGUCGCUGUGAUAAUAUUAGUAGGUUUGUUUAGCAUGCAACAUUAUGGAACAGAUAGAGUUGGAUGGCUGUUUGCUCCAAUUGUCCUUCUUUGGUUUCUCCUUAUUGGAGGUAUUGGUGCAUUUAACAUAUGGAAGUAUGAUAGCACUGUUCUGAAAGCUUUCUCCCCAGUUUACAUUGUUCGGUAUUUCAGGCGAGGAGGGAAAGAUGGUUGGACCUCCCUUGGAGGGAUCAUGCUUAGUAUCACAGGGACAGAAGCACUCUUUGCAGACCUAGGAAAUUUCCCAGUGUUGGCUGUUCAGAUUGCAUUCACAGUAAUUGUGUUCCCUAGUCUUCUUUUAGCAUACUCGGGACAAGCUGCUUACCUUCUGAAAAACCAGGAUCAUGUGGUAGAUGCAUUUUAUCGUUCAAUUCCAGGGGGUGUGUACUGGCCUAUGUUUAUUAUUGCAACAUUAGCUGCUAUUGUUGCUAGUCAAGCCACCAUAUCUGCUACAUUUUCAAUUAUCAAACAGGCCCUAGCACUUGGCUGUUUUCCAAGAGUAAAGGUUGUUCAUACGUCAAAGAAUUUCCUUGGCCAGGUAUAUAUUCCAGACAUGAAUUGGAUCCUCAUGAUUCUCUGCAUUGCUGUCACUGCUGGAUUCAAAAAUCAGAGCCAGAUUGGAAAUGCAUAUGGAACAGCGGUUGUGGUAGUCAUGCUGGUGACGACAUCUCUCAUGAUUCUAAUCAUGUUGCUUGUUUGGCACUGCCAUUGGAGUCUUGUCCUAAUCUUCACCAUUUUAUCAUUAGCCGUGGAACUAUCAUACUUUUCAGCUGUACUUUUCAAGGUUGAUCAAGGUGGUUGGGUCCCGCUUGUAAUUGCAUCUGCCUUUCUUAUCAUCAUGUAUGUCUGGCAUUAUGGAACAGUGAAGCGUUAUGAGUUUGAGAUCCACAGUAAGGUUUCCAUCGCAUGGAUUCUUGGUCUAGGUCCCAGCUUGGGGUUGGUCCGAGUCCCUGGUAUAGGCUUUGUGUACACUGAAUUAGCUAGCGGGGUGCCUCAUAUUUUUUCUCACUUUAUCACCAACCUUCCUGCCAUCCAUUCUGUUGUUGUAUUUGUGUGUGUAAAGUACCUACCUGUAUACACAGUGCCUCAAGAAGAGAGGUUCCUUGUAAAACGGAUUGGACCUAAGAAUUACCAUAUCUUUCGGUGUGUUGCAAGGUAUGGUUACAAGGAUCUCCACAAGAAGGAUGAUAAUUUUGAGAAGAUGCUCUUUGACAGCCUUGUCCUAUUUGUCCGUCUUGAGUCGAUGAUGGAGGGAUGUUCAGAUUCAGAAGAAUACAGUUUGAAUGGUCUGCAAACCAUGAACUGUCUGCAAACCAUGAAGUCAGGGGACUUCCUACUAACAGAGAACAGCAGCACAUUCACUUCCAACAUGGAGCGCACAAUAUCAGACGAGGACUCAAUUGUUCCCAUGAAGUCCCCAUUGGCAGCCAACAUUGUGAGGUCAUCAGGGCAGACCAGCCAGAAUGAACUGGAUGAGUUGGAGUUCUUGACCAAUUGCAGAGAUACUGGGGUGGUGCACAUACUAGGGAACACAGUGAUAAGGUCAAGAAGGGAUUCAAGGUUACUUAAGAAGAUUGCAAUAGAUUACAUUUAUGCAUUCCUUAGGAAAAUAUGCAGGGAAAACAGUGUGAUCUUCAAUGUUCCUCAUGAGAGUCUCUUGAAUGUGGGGCAGAUAUUUUAUGUGUAAUUCUUUUGACACUGGUUCAAUGAGAGAAAUCAUGCUUACAUGUAUU
This is a messenger RNA of Telopea speciosissima, 2973 nucleotides long. RefSeq names its product potassium transporter 11-like. Bases 486 to 2927 code for a protein of 813 amino acids. Gene Ontology annotation, biological process: potassium ion transmembrane transport. Gene Ontology annotation, cellular component: membrane. The transcript is spliced from 8 exons. The record is from RefSeq and is a predicted model, not a curated record. Gene Ontology annotation, molecular function: potassium ion transmembrane transporter activity. Lineage: Eukaryota; Viridiplantae; Streptophyta; Magnoliopsida; Proteales; Proteaceae.